Messenger RNA from Xiphias gladius (swordfish), 1059 nucleotides. RefSeq names its product RASD family member 2 (gene rasd2a). The transcript has 2 exons. The record is from RefSeq and is a predicted model, not a curated record. NCBI's taxonomy places the organism in Eukaryota, Metazoa, Chordata, Actinopteri, Istiophoriformes, Xiphiidae. Bases 1 to 1059 code for a protein of 352 amino acids. Gene Ontology annotation, molecular function: GTPase activity; GTP binding.
AUGAACGCAACCGAGAGGCUUUACCUUCCCGUUGAUGGCAUCCUCGCAAUGUUCGACUCUCUCACCGGGCAUUACCUAUCACACACUGCGCACCCAGUCCUGCAGAGCACAGCCCUUACCCCGGUGCUCCAGCACCCCAAAGUCUCAAACAUAUCGAAGACAGGCAUGGGCAUCAUCAAAACGGUUAAAGGGCGCUGGAGACAACAGGAUAAGAGAGCGGUUGCAAGCAGAUCUUCCAGUUCUGGCAAUCGGCAAGUAUCGGCCGAUCGACUCCCAAAAAGGUCCGUGGAUCUGCUGGAGUUGGGCCUGACCAAGCCCAGGAACUGUCACAGAAUAGUUGUGCUUGGCGCGCCCAGAGUAGGCAAAACCAACAUCCUCCAGCGGUUCCUGGGCGGAGAAUUUGAAGAGCGCUAUGAACCCACAACCGAGGACUUCCACAGAAAGCUGUUCCACAUACGAGGAGAGGCAUACCAGAUUGAUCUUCUGGACGCCUCAAGCGAGAGGGACUUCCCUGCGAAACGGAGGUUAUCCAUACUGACAGGUGACAUCUUUCUGCUCGUCUUCAGUUUGGAUGACAAAGACUCUUUCAGCGAAGCCUGUGAGCUGCUGAGCGAGGUCAAAGCUGCCAAGGCAAAGUUACUCAAAAUGAAAAGUGCCGCGAUCGUGCCGGCCGUGGUAUGCGGGAAUAAGGCGGACUUGGUAGCGCAGAGAGCCGUCAGCCGCUCGCAGGUGGAAGAAAUCCUCGGUGAGGACGUCUCAUUCUUCGAAGCCUCGGCCAAAGACGGUUCCGGACUGGAAGGCGUGUUCAGAGCCCUCGCCUCUGUCGGCGGACUGCCCGCCGAGACCAGUCCGUCACGACAUCGGCUCCUGCCCAUCCUCGCCUACCGGUCGCUGUGCGUCGGCCAGCGGGGCAGGAGGGGGGGCCGGGCGCGGGGACUCGGCGCGCCCUGCGCCGCCCUGGACCCCCUGGCGCGCCGCCCGAGCUUCACCAGCGACCUGCGGCUGGUGCUUGGAUCAAGCACCAAACGCAGCAAACCAGAGAAGUGUCAGGUUCAAUGA